Messenger RNA from Melampsora larici-populina 98AG31, 2067 nucleotides. Its product is annotated as tetraspanin Tsp2. The record is from RefSeq and is a predicted model, not a curated record. The transcript has 7 exons. Bases 1 to 2067 code for a protein of 688 amino acids. NCBI's taxonomy places the organism in Eukaryota, Fungi, Basidiomycota, Pucciniomycetes, Pucciniales, Melampsoraceae.
AUGGGAUCAAGAAUACCCAACUCUUCAAGCGCAAGUUCAACUUCCAAUACAUUUCAUUCUCAAUCACCAUCUUUAAGAUAUAGAAGCAAUCAAAACACUCCUAAUUUAAAUUCGAAUCAAUCUCAAAAUAAUGGAAUGGGAAUUGGAGCAUUGAGUCCAUCAUUAUUUGAUAUCACACCUACUUUUCAAAACCAUUCAUUAUCAUCAACAAAAGCUUCAAUCCCAACUAUCAAUCAUGCACAAGAAGCCAAUGAGAAUUUAAAAGAAUUUAAUAGAACUGAUUCUAUUCAAUCAAAUGAUGAGAAUGGAUAUUUAAGAAAAGCAUUGGAAUCUAUUCAAUUCCUUUUAAAACGAAAUUUAAACAAAUCAUCAUCAUCAACAAGUAAUACUCAGAAAUCAGAAUCAAAUCAAUCUUCUUUACCUUUACCAUUACCUUUACCUGGUUCAUUACCUCCCAAGACUAUUGCACCAUCUCUUGAAAAUCUAGGUUCGAUUGAUAGUGUCUUAUCUAGUAUUACUUAUAAUCCUAAUCCUACGACUCCUAAUCCUAAUGGUAAUCAUCAGAAUGUGAAUCAAGGACUGGGUUUACUCAAACCUCCUACUGCUACUCUUGCUUCAAAUCAUCCUUCUACUAUUAUGAUUGUUCAUGAUCCUAGUAAUCAUGCUCAUCAUCAGUUUCCUUCACAAUUGAUCUCACCUCCUUUGAUGUCAAAUGAUCAUAGUUUAGGUAAAGAAAGUUUGUUUUCAAGAAUUCGACAAUUUCGUGAAACUACUUUUAAUUCAACUCAAAGUCAUCAUGAAUCUAAUGAUCCCAAUCUCACGAAUUAUCCUACACCUAAUCAUUCCAAUCGAAACCGAAAUUCGAAAUCUAGAAUCAGUUUAAAUUCUUCUACAAAUGUUCAAUUCGAUUCAAGACAUAAUUCGAUUUACACUCAAGCUUUAUCAACUCAAUCCAAAUCAUCAUCAACAACUGAUCUAAACAAUACGAAAGAAACUUCAUCAUCUAUCGAUCAUCAUCAAGUUUCUUUAUCUUUGUUUACUUCUUUAAGAUAUGCGAAUAAGUUUCCAGACUUUAGAUCUAAAUCUAUCAAAAGUAAUUCAACUAGUUUACCUUCUUAUGAUCAUCAUCUUAAUAAUAGUAAAGGGGUGAUUAAUACACCGGUUUUGAAUUUAACCGAAAAAGGUCAGACUGAUGAGAUGAUCCAAAGCCAAGACCAUGAAAAAAUUACAAAGUUUAAGAUCGCUUUGGUUUUGAGUGUCAGUUCGGUCAUGGUUUAUGCUUUGAUUGGAUUGAUUUAUUCACUUUUGUUUUGGUUUAGAGCUUUGGAAAAUUCAGAUGUGGUACAAGUAGCUGAUCCAGAUGUAUUAAGAUGGCUCACAGCAGCCAGUUCAGUAUGUCUUCUAACCGGUCUAACCGGUCUAACCGGAACGAUCCUACACUCUCGCAAGAUCUUAACGAUUUAUAAUUUAAUGCUUUGGCCAAGUUUAGCUUGUGUGUUGGUGAUUGGUUAUCUGGCGUACAAACGGGUUUCAUUGAAUUUAGAUUUGAAAUUGAAUCAAGCUUGGAGUGAGAUUUAUGAUCCGUUAGAUAGGUUGAGGAUCCAGAAUGCCUUGAAGUGUUGUGGGUAUUAUAAUCCGUUACAUGAAGCUACUUUUUCUUCUCAAUGUUAUCCUAGAGUUAGAUUAGUAGGUUGCAAAGGAAAAUUAUUUAAGUAUGAAACUAAUAGUUUAGAUUCGUUUACUCGAGUGGCUUUUUGGAUUGCAAGUUUACAUAUGUUGAAUAUUGUGAUUGGAUUGUUGUGUUCGAAUCAUGUGGAUCGUCAGUUUGGUAAAAAUCUUAUACCUCCUCAGUACAGAUUGAAAUUAUUGGAUGUCAAUAGUCAUUCAAUUCAAUUCUUAAACCAAUUUCCAAUUAAAAAUCAAGAAACAAAUCCAAAAUUGAAUGUAAAGAAAGAAGAAGAUUUAACCAUCAAAUUUGGUUUACUCCAUCAAAGGAAUUUUAGAAAUUCAAAACUGUUGAUGAGAAAUUCUAUGGAUGGAUUAGGUUUAGAACAGUCUUUAAAAUGA